Messenger RNA from Lachancea mirantina, 3216 nucleotides. The record is from the annotation of a GenBank genome assembly. Lineage: Eukaryota; Fungi; Ascomycota; Saccharomycetes; Saccharomycetales; Saccharomycetaceae.
AUGGGCCGUCCUCGCAAGGAGGUUAGCCAGAAAAUCUUUGAGAACUUCCAAAUGGAGCUAGAGUUGGCCGGUCAAGAUGUUGAUCUGUUGUUGAAAGAUAAAAGAGGUCGAUCGCGCGCGUGUUUGCUCUGCCGCAGGCGAAAAAGGCGAUGUGAUCAGAAACUUCCGAGCUGUACAAUGUGCUUGAAAGCCGGUGUGAAGUGUAUACAACCCGUCAACUAUUCCAGUAGGUCAGCGCCAGAUAGUCCAUCGCCAGGCCAUCGAGAAGACAGUGAAAUGCCCGAUGUUAACGACGAAAAAGACAGUGUUGGUAACGGUGGUAAAGGAGGUCAGAAAGACGAGUAUACCCGGUUCUUGGAACGCAAACUUCGGUAUUUGGAACGGUUAAUCAACCUACCGCCCGAUUCUGCGCCGUACAGGGAGAGAUGGAACAACUAUAAACACAUAUCGCAUCUGAUGGGAAACAACAAUACUAGCAGCAGCAACGCGGGUUCUGAGGCCGAAUCGAGUCCUUUUCAGUUCCCUCCCGUUGGUAAACCUGAAUCUGCUGCCUCGUCACCGAUUUUACCACCACCGACAAGAGUGAAAUUUUUCCCGCUCCAAAAUGAACCUUUUGGCUCAUCAGAGAGACCUUCGUCUCCAGCAGCGCAUAAUCGGGCUCAUUUAUCGGCACUUGCAUCGGACUCACUCGAGUCCAUCGAUUUUUCCAGUUGCAUUUUUGCCAAGUACAAUGUCAUGGAAUUCUCAUCUUACAAUCCUGCGUUCGAGUUUGACGAAAAACUGUCGCGCACGUUACUCGACAUUUUCUUCUCACGACUUCAAUUUAAGUACCCGCUGCUGGACGAACAAGAGAUUUACUCCUUUCACAGCGAUUUUAUCUCCAACAACGUUCAUUCUUAUUCAAAUCGAGAAUUUCAUUUUGCAUGUGGUCGUAUGUGGCUGAUUUUCAGUAUUGGAGCCUGCUUGCACAAGUCGACGGGUAAAUACCGUGGUCUCCCACCAGGCAGAUAUUUCUCUACUGCCAUUCGACAUAUCACCAGAUGCGGUAGCUCGCUCACGUACAUUCAACAAGUCGAAGUGUUGACGCUUUUGGUUCUUUAUAUCAUCAGAACUGACUGCGAUUCCAUUGGGCCCUACAACAUUAUAAAAGACGUUAUGACGAUAUGCAAAGAUAAACUGUUCUUGAAUCAGUGGAAAGAACAAGACAUUUUUGCCAGCAAAAAGUUAAGACUCUUUUGGUGCGUGUAUUUACUUGAGAGAAUGAUUUGCGUGGCCGUUGGCAAGCCAUACACGAUCGCAGAAUCUGAAAUUAAUCUUCCUUUGUUUGAUGAGGGUAGUUUCAAUACAAACUCUAUCCAUGACCAAACCAGGCACAAGCGUGGAGUGCAUUUCAUAAAUCAAUCAUUGCAAUUGAGAAGAAUAGAAUCUCAAUUUGUCGAAACACUCCAAAUUAUUCCUCAAACUCCUGCGAAAAAGAAAACCUCAAUGAGGAAACCAGAUGAACUCGCGGCGCAGCUUCCACAAGUGAAGGAUUUUUUUCGGCAACUCGAAAUAUGGAGAUCCAAUUGUUCAGUAUCACAUGUUCGCAAUUUCGAGAAUGAAACGCUUAAGCUAUACUAUUACCGGUCUGUCAGGUUAUUGAUUCAGCCAUAUUUGGAGUUUUUGGAACCGAAAAAUCGUCUUUUUCGCGAAUGCCAGGCUGCCGCGGGGCAAAUUUGCCAAUUGUACAAAAUAUUCCAUCAAAAGACUGCCUUUGGUCACUCGACGCCGGCCGUUCAUACUAUUUUUGUCGCUGGAACGACUUUAAUAUACUGUAUGUGGUUGGCCAGAAACUUAGACGAUGAACGCAGAAGGAAAUUAGGAGACUCUUCAAGACAUACCCGACCCCUGGUUAGUGGAUCUUUGUUUUCAACUCUGGACGAUUUAAGAGCUUGUUCGGUGUGCCUUUACGUUAUGGCCGAAAGAUCGAAAUUCGCUAUUACUUUCCGAGAUACCUUUGAUCACUUGAUGAAUGCAACUGUUGGAAACUUGAUAGAGCGUUGUGGUCCCGACUCUUCGGAAUUGAUAUAUGUACAAGGAGAUGGAGACAGUGACGUUGAUGCUGCUGGUUUUGCCAUUAAUUCGGAAGCAGUAUCAAUGGAAGAAGGGACUUUCUCAAGCAAGGAAAAGCAUGGAGGCGGAAUGCCACCGGCUAUGGAAAGAACUUAUGGUACACUACAAGCGAAUGAACAUGCUGGUUUUGUUGAGAAUUCGCAAAUGGAUCCGGAAGAACAGAAACAGCUUAAGAAAAAGAGAGAUGACGUCGAAGAAGCCGUACCUAAAAGUCUUACAAGCUUGCUUGCGGGUAACUCGGCGGCUACCGACAAAGCAAAUCAAUCGGGUGUUGUGGACAGUAAAGCUGUCACGGGGGAUAAGGACGCUGCACGUAGCGUUAAGGAGAGGUAUAUUGUACAGAAGCCCCUAAAUGCAGCAGAAUCGAAUUGGGAAACGUUUCAACAACAAGCACUUAUGCAGCAACACCAUGCGCAGCAAACUUUGCAAGCGUAUUUGGCAUCUCUUAACGGAAAAGUUUCCCCACAGACCAAUUACCGACCUGCAAAGGAUAUCAACACAAAUAAUGGAAAAUUUGACAGUCAGGCUGCUGCCAGUAACAUUACGAAAAGCGUCGACGCUAAAGCGGUGGGCCAAGGAAUUGAGACCGAGAAUUCGAAACCGGCAGGAAUCAACGCCUCAGCUGCGUCUUGCUACCCAAGGCCUCUUUCCAACGUAAACGCAAAUUCUAAAACCACACUAACUUCAACCGGAUUGGCUCCUUUGAGUGCGUUCCCGCAAAAUUUCAGCUCCGAUGGUAUCAUGUUCCAUAACGGGGCGCAUACGAUGAUCAAUAAUAUAUCUUCCUGGACGAGUGAUUCCGUUGAGAAUCUUCUGAAUGAACACAUGGGACAAAACCAACUGUCUAAAGACUUCGUUCCGAGCAAUUCGACGGGGUAUAAUGUGACGUUUGGGAAUUGGCCCACGCCACAGGAUCGAAGUAGCAAAAUGGACUCAAAUACCAUCGCGUCGGUACCGUCGGGAGGCGUGGAAACAAACAAAGUGAAUCCCGCGGUACCGAAUCAUGCUUGGGGUCACGUUGAUGGAAUUCAGGUGGAUCAUGUGCUUGGAUCUCCUGUAGAGGAGUUUUGGACGGUAAAUGAUGAUUAUGGGUUUUUGGCAUAA